Molecule: messenger RNA, 1464 nt
Organism: Melanaphis sacchari
Lineage: Eukaryota; Metazoa; Arthropoda; Insecta; Hemiptera; Aphididae
Product: beta-ureidopropionase
Exons: 10
Coding region: 272-1378 (368 amino acids)
Molecular function (GO): beta-ureidopropionase activity
Source: RefSeq, a predicted model, not a curated record
UGUUUUAAAUUAAUUUGGGUGGAGUAAUAAUAAAUAUUACGAAGAUAUAAAUUAUAUCAACUUUAACUAUGAAGUGUGCAAACGAAAAAGUUUAAACAUUUAAUAAUCGUCUUAUAAAACAUCAGGUCGAAGUUUAAAUAUUUAAUUACUGUUCAUUAUAUGCUUAUAUUCACCUUCCAACUGGCUUAUAAACGUAAGUGUUGAUGGAAAAAAAACACAAUUAUAGAACACUUACAUGAUUUGAUAUUUUGUCUGCUCACUACGUUUAAAAAUGUUUCAAAAUCUUGAGACUUGUUUGGAGAAAUAUAUUCCACAGGAAGAAUUAAGUCAUGUGCAAAGGAUUCUAUAUGGAAAAAAAUUAGAAGAACUUCAGCUACCAGAAUCCUGUAUUAAUAAUAAAGAUGAUGUGGAAGUUAAAGGCUACAAAUUUGAUAGUUUAACUGAAGAGUUAAGAGAAAAACGGAUUGUAAGAAUUGGAGUUAUUCAAAAUCAAAUUGUUCUUCCAACAACAGCUCCUUUAGCCGAACAACGUAAUGCAAUUUAUCAAAGGAUUAGCAAAAUAAUAUCACUUGCUGCUGAGGCUAACGUAAAUGUGUUAUGCCUUCAAGAAGCCUGGCCAAUGCCUUUUGUGUUUUGUACAAGAGAAAAAUUUCCAUGGUGCCAGUUUGCUGAAUCAGCUGAAACAGGGCCUACAACUAUGUUUCUAAAAGAUAUAUGUAAACAGUACAACAUGGUUAUUGUAUCACCAAUUCUGGAACGUGAUGAACAAGAAGUGAUAUGGAAUACAGCUGUCGUCAUAGAUAACUUUGGCAAAGUAAUCGGAAAGCAUAGAAAGAACCAUAUACCCCGAGUGGGUGAUUUUAACGAGUCUACUUACUACAUGGAAGGAAACACGGGACAUCCUGUUUUUGAGACAGCGUUUGGUCGAAUUGCAAUCAAUAUUUGUUAUGGGCGCCAUCACCCACUGAAUUGGUUGAUGUUUGGAUUGAAUGGAGCUGAAAUUGUUUUUAACCCAUCAGCUACAAUUGAUGGUUUAAGUGAGACACUUUGGGGAAUUGAAGCCAGAACAGCUGCAGUUGCCAAUAGUUAUUUUUCUUGUGCCAUCAACAGAGUGGGUACAGAAACCUUCCCAUCAGAGUUCACUAGUGGUGAUGGUAAACCAGCGCAUAAAAAUUUUGGCCAUUUUUAUGGUUCGAGCUAUAUUACUGCUCCUGAUGGUUCAAGAACGCCUGGUCUUUCUAGGACUCGCGAUGGAUUGUUAAUAUCAGAAAUAGAUUUGAAUCUUUGUAGACAAGUAAAGGAUCAUUGGGGUUUCCAAAUGACUCGAAGACUAGAUUUAUAUGCAGAUUCAUUGGCAGACAUAGUAAACUCUAAAUAAUUGUAUUCACUUCAAAAGGGAAUAACAAUAGCUAAUAAAUAUUAUAUCUAGUACAAACUUCUAAAUUACAUUGUUAUGCACUUUUA